ACUACUUCCUGUUUACUCCCGAGAAGUGACCGGCUAUUUAGUGCAGCUACUGUACUUCUUUUAAACCGGUGUAAAUGACCUAGUUUUGCUGUUUUCCUCUCAUCAUGACUCAGGUUGUUGGUUUGUUUCUGCUGCUGCUCAGCGCAGCGGCUCCCUGCUGCGCUGCUCCGACCGGAAGCAGCUACCUGUCCGGAACAGGCAGGUUCUGGCACAUCACGGACCUCCACCUGGACCCCAGCUACCGCCUGGCCCAGGACCCCACCAAGGUUUGCUUCUCCUCCAAAGGAGCCCCCGCCACCCACGCCGGUCUGUACGGAGACUUCCUGUGCGAUUCCCCCUACAGCCUGAUCCUGUCGGCCUUCACCAACAUGGCGCCGCUCACACAGCCAGAGGACUUCAUCAUCUGGACCGGGGACAGUCCGCCUCACGUCCCUCCAGAUGAGCUGUCCACCGACUUGGUGAUCCAGGUGAUCAGUAACAUGACGCAGACCAUCACUCAGCAUUUCCCCAACCUGACCGUCUUCCCUGCACUGGGAAACCACGACUACUGGCCACAGGACCAGAUGCCAGACUCCACUAACGACAUCUACAAAGCAGCUGCUGCUCUGUGGAAACGCUGGCUGGAACCUGAAGCUCUCGCCACUCUCUCACAAGGUGGUUUCUACUCCCAGCUGGUAAAACCGGGCCUGCGCCUGCUGAGCCUCAACACCAUCCUGUACUACGGACCUGAUAAAGUCACCAGCAACAUGACCGACCCAGCCGGGCAGUUUGAGUGGCUGGAGAAAACUCUGGAGAAAUCUGCUCAGAGCAAAGAAAAGGUGUACGUCAUCGCCCACGUCCCGGUGGGAUACCUGCCCUUCGUCGGGAACACCACCGCCAUCAGAGGGAGCCACAAUGAGAGGCUGGUGUCCAUCUUCAGGAAGUACAGCCAUGUUGUUGCUGGGCAGUUUUAUGGCCACACCCACAGAGACAGCAUCAUGGUGCUGCUGGAUGAACAAGAAAAUCCUGUGAAUUCUCUGUUUGUGUCACCGGCUGUUACUCCCAUCAAAAGCUUUUGGGAGCCAUAUUCCAACAACCCAGGUUUCCGCAUGUAUCUGUACAACAACAAGGACUUCAGUGUCAUGGAUAUCUGGCAGUACUACCUGAAUCUGACGGAAGCCAACGAGAAACAAAAGUCCGACUGGAGGCUGGAAUACAUCAUGACCAAGGCUUUUGGACUGAGCGACCUGCAGCCGAAAAGUCUGCUAGAGCUGGGCCUGAGCUUCAUGCUGCCGCAGAGCAAAGCCUUCGAUAAGUACUUCACCCACUUCAUGGUCGACUACAGCAACAGCAUUGUCUGCGAUGGGAGCUGCAAGCUCCACCAGGUGUGUGCCGUUCUCUACCUGGACCAGCAGUCGUACUCCAGAUGUGCCGCCAGUGCAGACUGGUAGCAAGUUUAUCCUCAGGAAUCUAAACGCUUUAGGAAAUUUUUGUAUCUGCUGGAAUCAAAUAAAAGGGAAAUGAUGCCUUCACAUCAGGAUUUUAUCCAAACUGGUGUUUCAGUUUUAUGUCACUUUAUGUUUUACUUAAUGUGUGGAGAAUCACAUUUUUAUGAUCUGCAUGGAAGUGCUUAUAGUUUGGAAACAGAAAAUGAAGAACUGAUGGUUUUCUGUUUGACUUUUGGUUGAACUGAUUAUAAAUAAAUGUUUUUUUAUGUUUUACAAACUGAUUGUGAUGUUGAGCAGCACAACAGUUGAACUACCUGAUAUAAUUAUUGUGAAGUUUGAUGAUGAAUGUUUGAGUUUCAUGACCAAAAACUUGUUGCAUAAAACAUGUCAGAAUGUAUAUUUUAGUUUAUAUUCCUCAGCGCUUUUUAGAUGGAUUGAUUUUGUUUUAUUGAUUUAAAAUGUGUCAAAGUGCAAUUAUAUAACUACUUUCUGCUGGAUUCCCACAGUUUCUGUUUUCUUGGAAACUAAAUCUAGUAUUUAGAAAUAAUUUGGGUUAAGUGCAAAAAAUGUUUCCAAAUGAAGGAUUUUUCUGAUAUUUUGAAAAUAUAACUACAUAUUAAUGAAUUUUAAUUAAAACUGUUUAGCAGUCAAUAAAGUUAGUUUAAAUAUUUGUUGAAUAAAUUAUUUCUAUUUUAAGAAAAUAAAUAUAUAUAUAUUUUAUUUUACAAUUUUUAUGUUUCUAUUUGUUACUGGAAACAUCAGUAAACCAAAAAACGAAUCUUUCUCAAUUAAUGAAUAAUUUGUUUGAUAAGUGAUUGUAUGUGCAGCUUAAAGAUAAAUAGAAUUAUUUACAGGUAUAAAUACAUAAUUUUCUGUUUUCUUGCACUUCAUCAUUACCAUAAGAAAUGCAGAGUUUGUCUGUGUUUGUGGAGAAUUGAACCAUUCAGUCAAAUCAUGUUUACCUGAAUGUUUGUUUUACAGAUGCCAUGUUACAGUGAGAUUUUUGUUAUCUAAAACGGAUUAAAUGUGAAUCAAGUUA
Molecule: messenger RNA, 2466 nt
Organism: Poeciliopsis prolifica (blackstripe livebearer)
Lineage: Eukaryota; Metazoa; Chordata; Actinopteri; Cyprinodontiformes; Poeciliidae
Gene: smpdl3a
Product: sphingomyelin phosphodiesterase acid like 3A
Exons: 8
Coding region: 105-1430 (441 amino acids)
Biological process (GO): sphingomyelin catabolic process
Molecular function (GO): sphingomyelin phosphodiesterase activity
Source: RefSeq, a predicted model, not a curated record